AUGGCUCCCAAGCGGAUAGGCCCCCUCGCGCAGGCCUGGCACGCGUGGAAGGCCCUGCAACUCCCGUGGCGGAAACGCUUCUUCGUCGGCUACGACCUCCAGGGCAACACGUACUGGCAAUUCCGCCUCACCACCCGCGGCCCUCCUUCCGACUACCCCGACUCCCAUGCCGCCACCGAGCCCUGGCGCCGCAUCGUCCACUACCCUCGAUCCAUGCCCUAUUCCGAGGUCAAGGUUAGCCCGCUCUGGCACCAGUGGCUGCGCCAGACCCGUCAUGAACCCCCGUCUCUCGCCGAGCAGCGCGACGACGUCCAGCGCCAGGAGCGCAUCAAGCUGCUUGCUGCGCAGGCCGAUGCGCGCUGGGAGGCCAAGCCCCGAGUCACAGACAGCCCCGUCGACGCGCUGCCUGGAGGCCCCCAGCCCGCUCAGCAGAGUCAAGCGCCGCGAUUUGGAAGAGGGCAGCAAAGAGUCCAGCCGCCCGGAAAAGAUGACCCAGAGACUACCACCAAAGCUCGUGGACCAGGCGAGAAUUGGCAGCCCGCGCCCUGGAAUCCCCGCUGA
Molecule: messenger RNA, 561 nt
Organism: Hirsutella rhossiliensis
Lineage: Eukaryota; Fungi; Ascomycota; Sordariomycetes; Hypocreales; Ophiocordycipitaceae
Product: NADH ubiquinone oxidoreductase subunit NDUFA12 domain-containing protein
Exons: 2
Coding region: 1-561 (186 amino acids)
Biological process (GO): mitochondrial respiratory chain complex I assembly
Cellular component (GO): membrane
Source: RefSeq, a predicted model, not a curated record